AUGGUGGACACACCUAAGGAGAAGGAGGCCGACGGCGAUAAUAGUAUGCCCGUCGAUGAACCUCCCAAGCGCCAGCGUCAGAAACACCGACCUCGAUCCGGCAAAAGGAAAAACAGCAACAUUGUCACGGACGAUGAUGAUAAUCUGAAGCAAGUCGAGGACCCCGUAAACCCAGCACUGGAGCAGGGCGUGCGAGAAGACGGCGAACACAGUCCAGAGAUGUUGUCUGACCACAGCGAUGCUGAACAUAGCAAUUAUCAACCCGUCUCUGAAGAGGAGAUCAGCCUGGGUGACAACGAAUUCGUGAUCCCAGAAGAACCAUUAGAACAAGAACACCUCCAUCAAAGGAUAAUCUCCACUGCAAGAAGCCUGAAGAAGCAGAGCAGCGGCUUAAAACCGCACAGGAUAUGCACAAUGACAGAUGGAACGAAGUGCAAGACGUUGAGGAAAAAUAUGGUGGUAAUCGCCAAACAAAGAGCUAUCUUAAACAGAAAGAAAGAAAAGAACCCCCACCCUCCGGGCAGCCCAACCACCCAAACCCUAUCCCAUCCCACUCCAUCGUCGCCGCCCCCAGAUGCAAUCUCGCCGCUGCCACGCUCGCGCACGCUCGCCGCCGCCAUCCAUCCAUCCUCUCGAGCUCGCGCACGCUCGCCGCUGCCACGUCCGCCGCCGCAGGCGGCGUACGUGAAGCUCGCGCUGCACGCGCUCAAGCACCCGGCGGCGGCCGUCAACGGGCUCCUCAUCGGCCGCCUGGCGGACUCGGCCGCCUCCCCGGCCGUCGUCUCGGUCGUCGACGCCGUGCCGCUCUCCCACCAGCCGCACCACCUCCCGCUGCUCCCCACGCUCGAGCUCGCGCUCACCCUCGUGGAGGACCACUUCCAGGCGCAGGGCCUCGCCGUCGUCGGAUACUACCACGCCAACGCGCGCCGCGAUGACGCCGACCUCCCCGUCGUCGCCAAGCGCGUCGGGGACCACAUCUUCCGCUACUUCCCCCGCGCCGCCGUGCUGCUGCUGGACAACAUGAAGCUCGAGGAGGUGGUGAAGGGGAGCAGCCGCGAUGCAGUUGUUCAGGUACUCGCCCAUGAUCUAUGGAAAUCAGUAUCCCUUCAUUGCUUUCAAAUUGAUAGCGAUUAGUAUGUUUCCUUAGAUACUGUAUCUUCUAUUAAGUUUUUAGUGGUAACUACAAAAAUUAGACCAUGUAUUGACUUUCUUCCUAGUGAUGGAAUAGAUCUUGCAGCAAUAUUAUUGACUUGUGAGACUCCCACUAGAUAAUUCACUUCUUGCUAGGCAUAGUAUGCUGUCUUGCAAGUUAAUUGCUUAAUUUGUUCGAAUGCUCAGUUUUUUUUGGUUAAGUUUGAACUAAUUCUUAAGAAAUCCUCUCAUGCACCCCAGCCCUCUAAUCAAUAUGUUUAAAUGAUGAAUGGUCGAACAUGAGCAUUAUUUUCACUCUCUAGGCCUUUUUUCUGUCAUUUUUCAUGCAUUGAACUAAUUGUGCAGUGGCUUUGGAAAGAGAAGGUUUGCUUUAUAGCUGCUUAAGUGUAUACUUUCUGAAUCAUUGUAGAAUUAUAACUUUCAACUAAUAUGCACUGCCUCCACAUGGCUACCAUGUUUCAUCUCACAAAUCAGUAAGUUACCUAAGAAUUAACUGAACACUAGCAUAUUCGUUAAACUUAGCGUCUUAACCACUAUGAGCAAUGCAUAUAUUUUAAUUUAUCACAACUUAAUUCGAAAAGUUGCUGAACCAACAUGCAGACUAUCAUAUGCCCAUCUAAAUGCCAUGAAAUGCAAGCAGCCAUCUUCUGCAUCAAAUAAUUAUUUAUGCUUGGGUUUAUGAAUCACUGGUGCAAUUUGUUCACCUUAAGUGCAAAAGCAGGAGUAGCAGCAAUAUGUUUGGGCAUAUGUGUUCUAUGCCUACUAACAGAGAUAGCAGUGUUACACUGUUACUUCAUUACCUUAUGACUUAAGAAUCAGUUAUGGAGUUGUCAUAUAAUUUGUUGAGUUGUCAUAUAAACGGUCGUCUCUUUCGAGCGCAAAGACGGGUCUGCGGUGGAUGCUGGGUUGUAGCUCAGGUCGAUGGUGCGGCCAUGGACACAACCUCCUCAACCUCGACAACCAAUGCGUCGGCAGGGGAGCAACUAAUUCCUGAACCUUUGCUUCUCCUCUUUUAAUUCGAAGUUCUUAGUUUAGUUCCAGAUUUCUAUGCAUGCCACCUUGAUAUGUUUGAUGUUCAUCGAUCGCCCAGAUUUACUAGCACACCAGAUAGAAUUUGGGACUGAUGCCAUUCAAUAGAUUUUCUAGACAUUUUAUUGUGUAUCAUGCUAAAAAAGAAAAUGCACAAUGAGCUUGUUUGACUUUUUUGAUGCUUAGAGUAUACUUGAUCAGGGGGCAGUGUUAUUUCCUGUGAUCUUUCAUGUCAUUUGCUAGUGUGAUGCUUCAAGACGACAAAUUUAAAAACCUAAACUAUUGUAAAUAAGCGUUCUGCAUCUUGAGCAUUUAAAUGUGAGCACUUAACCAUUGUACAGCUUUUGCAUAUUUUGUUUUGUAUUUCUUUUAUAAACUAGCGGGGUGACCCGCGCAUUUGCGCGGCUAGAUUUUACAAAAGAUGUAUCUCUCCUAAUAUAGAGAUUGUCUUGAAUACUCUACCUGUACCAUUGUUUCUUAUAUGAACAUGUUUUUUUCCUGGAAAACAAUACUUUGAAAACAAACCAUUAAUGGAAUAUUCCUUGAUGUAAUCAAGCUAAAGCUUUAAAAUGUUGAUAGUCAUUCUUAAAAAUGUUUAAGUGUACAAAUUUCUCUAUAGCUUUUAGGAUUCAUUGUCUAUAGCUAAUUAGAAACCAAAGGAGUAACAUGUUGAGGUUAUGCUUUAAGAAAUCCUUUCACAUAAUUUAAAAGUUCAAAUCUAAACAUUGUUAGAAGCUCUCUUCUACACUGUUCUCAUCAAAGCAUUUCUUUUUAAAUCAUGCAUAUAGUUUUCAUCUAGUAAUUAAGUGAAACUAAUAUGACUUAUCACGUAUUUGAUAUUAUUUCUUACUUUGAAUAUUUACUCAUGUAUGAUGUAACCAUUCCAUGAUUGCUUCAGAUAGUUCUUAACAUGAGAAAGGCAUAAAAUUUGAGUUGCCAAAACUCAACUCUCUUCCACAGUCCCAUCCAACUCAAUCUUGUCGAUACAUAUAUUACAUUUUUCUAUGUUUUGUUGACAAAGCAACCAACGUAUCUUGAUACAUCUGCUGCAUGUUACAUUCACAUGGGUUAUCCGUUUUCAUAUUGUGCAUGGUACAGAAAAUAAAUGAAAUUCUAAUUUUAUUUGAAACUGGAUCCGUGUUUCAGCACUGUUUUAGUUCCAAAGUUGCUUAGAUUUGUUUAUGUUCAAAAAGAAUGUACAUUACAUUAUAUUAUGUCUUAAAAAUAAGGAGGGUGUAUCUUUAUUCUGUUAAAAUAGUUUAGUUAGGAUCCUGGACAUGAAAGAUGUACCUCACCUUCCUCCUAGAACUAAUGUAUAUACAUGUGAAAAUAGCUGGGUCUUACAUUGCGCUUCCACCUUUAAUUAUUUCUAUCAAGUUACGUUUACCGCAAAAUUCAGGCCCCAUUUGGAGUUCUAUAAAGUGUGAUAUUCUCGCAAAAUUAAAAAAAAGGAGUAAAGCUUGAUAUUCCUAAAAAAUAUUAUAAUUUAAAUCAAAUGCCCACCGUAAAAAAAAUUAAAUCAAAUGCAUUACUUCUUGUUAGGGAUUUCAUAUGCAGAUCGGACUGCUUUCCUCUUUCUUUUCGUACUUUUCUUUAGCUAUGGACAUGGACGUGACAUUGGUUUAGGUGGCAGGUUUGCCUCUGUGUAGCGCUGGCUUUGUUUUUUUUCUCCUAUUAGAAUUCAAAUCAGAAUUGGGCAUGUGUUGUUUUGCGUGCAAGCGUCCUUUUUCAUAUACGUUGACUGUGGUUGCCCUUUUCCAUGCAUAUUUCCGCAUCAUAAUAAUCUUCUUCUUCUAACUUUCUUCUUUACCAUUUUACAGAUUUGCUUAAGAUCACGGAAGCUUGGGUUGAUGGAGUGCUUGUAUUUAGUUUUUGUUUUUAUCUUGUGAAACUUGCUACCUAUGGAUGAAACUAUGUAAUAUUG
Messenger RNA from Triticum aestivum (bread wheat), 4105 nucleotides. RefSeq lists its product as uncharacterized. The coding region runs from base 1 to 1134 and encodes 377 amino acids. The record is from RefSeq and is a predicted model, not a curated record. The transcript is spliced from 3 exons. Lineage: Eukaryota; Viridiplantae; Streptophyta; Magnoliopsida; Poales; Poaceae. Gene Ontology annotation, cellular component: EMC complex.